AUGGUCGCCGCCACAAAUACCAAUCCCCGCACUACUCUCCACCCAGCCAUGAUCCGUCAACCACCCGCCGCCUACAACGCCAAGGGACAAGAUUUCGAAAUGCGCGAACCCUCCAAACACGCCAACAUGUCCAUGUCACCCACCCCCACCGGCACCCUCUCACGCACCAGCAGCACCGAUUCGCACGCUGCCGGAAGCGUGCCCGUACACCAGCGCGGCGGUGGAGGAAAUGGAGGAUUGUGUUGUGGAAUCUGUGCUGGACUCGCUUGUUUUGAAUGUUUGGAGUGUUGUUGUUAG
Molecule: messenger RNA, 297 nt
Organism: Botrytis byssoidea
Lineage: Eukaryota; Fungi; Ascomycota; Leotiomycetes; Helotiales; Sclerotiniaceae
Exons: 2
Coding region: 1-297 (98 amino acids)
Source: RefSeq, a predicted model, not a curated record